AUGCGGUUCUUCGCUCAUCUCCCUCUACUUCUGUGGGGAGCCUUGUCGAGUCUGGUCUCGGUUUCGGCAACGGACAAUGGCAAGACGACUGAUGUGACGUGGGAUAAGUAUAUUUACUUCUUCUGGAACUUCCACUCCGCCUCCAAGGACACUUUUGACUUUGAGAAUGGCGCCCACGAUAUCCAGAAAGUCUUCGACUACGCCAAACAAGCCGGGUUAUACGUGAUCGCCCGCGCCGGACCCUAUGUCAACGCCGAGGCCUCAGCCGGGGGCUUUGCUCUCUGGGCAGCAAAUGGACAGAUGGGCUCCGAGCGCACCAGCGACCCCAGAUACUACGCGGCAUGGUACCCAUGGAUUCAAAAGGUUGGGGCCAUUAUCGCCGAGAAUCAAAUCACCAAGGGAGGACCCGUGAUCCUCAACCAGCACGAGAAUGAACUCCAGGAGAACUACCACGACCCGGAGAACACUGUGGUCAAAUACAUGGAGCAAAUUACCGCAGCCUUUGACGAGGCCGGGAUCGUGGUACCCAGCACGCACAACGAGAAGGGGAUGCGUUCGCAGAGCUGGUCCACGGAUUAUAAGGACGUGGGCGGUGCGGUGAAUGUGUACGGGUUGGACUCGUAUCCUGGUGGAUUGUCGUGCACGAACCCGGACUCUGGCUUCCGUCUGGUCAGGACGUAUUACGAAUGGUUCCAGAACUUUUCAUACACGCAGCCUGAGUUUAUCCCCGAGUUCGAGGGGGGCUGGUUCCAGCCCUGGGGUGGGUAUUUCUACGAUCAGUGUGCCGCGGAACAUUCGCCUGAAUUUGCCGACGUCUACUACAAGAAUAAUAUCGGAUCGAGGAUCACGCUGCAGAGUCUCUACAUGGCUUUUGGCGGCACCAAUUGGGGCCAUUCCGCGGCGCCGGUGGUGUAUACCUCGUACGACUAUUCGGCGCCGUUGCGCGAGACUCGCGAGAUCCAGGAUAAGCUCAAACAGACCAAGUUGAUUGGGUUGUUUACGCGAGUCUCGUCGGGUCUUUUGCAGACGGAGAUGGAAGGCAACGGGACUGGGUAUACGAGCGAUAAAAGCAUCUACACCUGGGCGUUGCGCAAUCCUGAAACUCAAGCUGGGUUCUAUGUGCUGGCUCACGACUCGAGUCAAUCUCGUGAUGUGACGACUUUUGAUUUGAAUGUACGGACAUCUGCCGGUUCAAUGACGAUCCCCGAUAUUGAAUUGGCCGGACGCCAAAGUAAGAUCAUCGUUACAGACUACGAGGUCGGCAAAACCUCGAGCUUGCUGUAUUCUUCAGCCGAGAUUGCGACAUAUGCGACGCUGGACGUGGAUGUGAUUGUGUUUUACCUGAACAUUGGGCAAAAGGGUGUAUUUGCCUUCAAGAAUCCCACUGCAAAACUGACCUUUAAAACAUUCGGCAACUCGAACCUCACUUCCACGGUGACGACGACCAAGGAGACUCAGUAUUCAUACGUCCAGGGACAAGGGACGACGGUAGUGCAAUUCUCCAACGGUGUCCUUCUCUACCUGCUGAAUAAAGAAACCGCGUGGAACUUUUUUGCCGUCCCAACGACGUCCAACCCAAUUGUGUCUCCCAGCAAGCAAAUCCUUGCUAUUGGGCCGUACCUGGUUCGAGAGGCGGAACUGACGCAUGACCGCGUGGCUCUGACUGGCGAUAAUGCAAAGUCCACGACUGUGGAGGUAUACACUGGAUCUUCCAAAGCCCGCAAGAUCAGGUGGAAUGGAAAGAACAUCCCCACCAAAGUGACACCCUACGGGAGUCUGAUCGGGACUGUUCCCGGCGCCGAAGAUGCUCACAUCUCUCUGCCCUCCUUGACUUCGUGGAAGUCUCAGGAUACGCUUCCGGAGAUUCAGCCCAAGUACGACGACUCGCGCUGGACCGUCUGCAACAAGAGCAGCUCGGUCAACUCGGUCAAGCCGCUCUCUCUGCCCGUUCUGUACUCUGGGGACUACGGCUAUCACGCAGGAAUCAAGAUCUACCGUGGUCGAUUCGACGGUCGGAAUGCCACCGGAGCCAACGUGACGGUUCAGAAUGGCGUUGUCGCAGGCUGGACCGCCUGGUUGAACGGCGCCUAUGUCGGCGGCGCUCUGGGAUCGCCCAGCGCGGCGUCGACCUCGGCAGAGCUCCUCUUCAACCAAUCUUCCCUCCGCGAGACUGACAACGUCCUCACCAUCGUGACCGACUACACCGGCCACGACGAGGACAAUGUCCGACCGGCGGGAGCCCAGAACCCGCGCGGCAUCCUGGGCGCGAUCCUCCUCGGCGGAGGCACCUUCUCAUCCUGGCGCCUCCAAGGCAAUGCCGGCGGCGAAGCCAACAUCGACCCCGUCCGCGGGCCGAUGAACGAAGGAGGCCUCUUCGGCGAACGCAUGGGCUGGCAUCUCCCGGGCUACACGCCGCCCAAGCAAGCGGACCCCUCAUCUCCACUCGACGGGGUGUCCGGGGCGGCGGGCCGAUUCUACACGACCACGUUCAAGCUCCAUCUGGACGAGGAUCUGGACGUGCCGAUCGGACUGCAACUGGGGGCUGCGGCGAACACGGCGGCGGUGGUGCAGAUCUUUAUGAAUGGGUACCAGUUUGGUCAUUACUUGCCCCAUAUAGGACCUCAGACGCUGUUCCCAUUUCCGCCGGGCAUUCUCAACAAUCGCGGGGAGAAUACGUUGGCGAUCAGUCUGUGGGCGUUGACAGACCGGGGAGCGGCGCUGGAUCGGGUGGAAUUGGUUGCGUAUGGGGCAUAUCGGACGGGCUUUGAUUUCAAUCAGGAUUGGUCGUACCUGCAGCCGCGAUGGAAGGAUGAUCGGGGGUUGUAUGUAUAG
Messenger RNA from Penicillium diatomitis, 2832 nucleotides. RefSeq names its product glycoside hydrolase family 35 protein. Gene Ontology annotation, biological process: carbohydrate metabolic process. The coding region runs from base 1 to 2832 and encodes 943 amino acids. The record is from RefSeq and is a predicted model, not a curated record. NCBI's taxonomy places the organism in Eukaryota, Fungi, Ascomycota, Eurotiomycetes, Eurotiales, Aspergillaceae. Gene Ontology annotation, cellular component: vacuole. Gene Ontology annotation, molecular function: beta-galactosidase activity. The transcript is spliced from 4 exons.